Molecule: messenger RNA, 987 nt
Organism: Melampsora larici-populina 98AG31
Lineage: Eukaryota; Fungi; Basidiomycota; Pucciniomycetes; Pucciniales; Melampsoraceae
Exons: 5
Coding region: 1-987 (328 amino acids)
Source: RefSeq, a predicted model, not a curated record
AUGUUUGACCUGGACGUCGACGUUGUUCAUGGGCUUUACCUCUCAGGCAAUUUCCAAAUUGAACGCAAGCUUCUGGAGCAACCGGGGGACCACCCCGACCAACAAUCAUACUCCUUAUGGAUCAGUUUUCACAGUGACAAACGUGACAAUUUCAAUUUUUAUGACAUCCGUGCCACAACACAGCACGACAGCUCCUUCGAUUUCGUCCCCCACCGUAUCUACUUCCUGCGCGGCGCAUUCUUUCCUACUAAUACCUCAGCCACUGAGCGCGACAAGCUUUUCUUUGAAGGGUUGGAUACUGCUGUCAUUGGAGACCAUGCUACAUUUGUGAACAGCCUUGCUGAUGGUGUUGGGCUUACUGGGCUCGGCCGCGUCAUUUCAAUUGAGUUGGUUGUCGAAGCUUCAGUUCAAUACAACCAGGAAAUCACAGACCCAGAGAAACCUACUCUUCACCUAUCGGUUCAACACCGCGACUACCAUCCCAAAACCAACAUUGCUCAAUCGAUGAUUGUUGAAUAUCGUGUCCCUCCCCACCCCCACCUGGUACAUUUUCACCAAGCUAUUCAAGUAGGCACCGAGUGCCAGUUCCAUGGUCAUAUCAAAGAUUUCAAUGAACUCACCCGCUGCUACAUUGUAAUUGUCAAUCGAGUCGAUAUCACAUCUCGAAAGCCCGCGCCUGCUUCUCAGGUUGCUUUUACGCAAGUGCAGGCAACGCUUCCUGCGUGCGACGACCUCAGUCUUCCCAGGGAAAUUCGAACCUCGUCCAAAAUCGCACUCCAUUCCCCUGCGACUUAUGUUUGGGGAGGUUCUGUCGUCACAGUCCACAGCUCUGACCAAAUCCAUACACCAACAUCAAGCACUUCGGUAUCGUCGGUCGAGCAAGACUCUAGCCCUUCUACGUCGCAUCCGCGUAAACAGGUGGCUCGGAAGCCAACAGCCAAAGUGAACCCGAAGGCCAAGACUUUUAACCUGAUUGAUGAACAAUGA